AUGUUUGUCGUAAUUCCAGAUUGUAGUUCUGUUGAGACGUUUUAUUGGAGGUGUGCGUCGGGGUCUGCUACGAACAUUUUUGUCGCACGAUUCAAAGCGACUGAGUGUCGUUGUCCUUUAAGAACAGGAGUUGGUCUGAGGAAUUUGAGUUUGUUCUCAUUAAUCCAGGCAAACGCCCCAAUUGUGGUUGAAAAAUUAUCCCUACGGAAGUUUUCUGGGCGUUGCACGACAAUGAAGUCACCUACGACUAAUAAGAAUUGA
Molecule: messenger RNA, 261 nt
Organism: Plasmopara halstedii
Lineage: Eukaryota; Oomycota; Peronosporomycetes; Peronosporales; Peronosporaceae
Exons: 2
Coding region: 1-261 (86 amino acids)
Source: RefSeq, a predicted model, not a curated record